AUGUUUGUUGAAGUAUCUGUGGAAGCGCAGCAGCAGAACCCACCGCAGCAGAACCCACCGCAGCAGAACCCACCGCAGCAGAAGAGAGAAGCCGCUGGAGCAGAGCGUUUCCAAAACACCCCGCCCUCCCGCUCCCGGUGCUCAGACGCUUCCCCCUCUGACCCUCACAGCACGGCCCCUCCACUAACUGUGGGGAGCGUGCUGGGGCAGGAGCAGCCGGACCGUCCAGUGAUGGAUGGGACCAGGAUUAGAUGGACACUUAAGACUCACCUGCGAGCUGCACUCACAACAAAGGUCACACCCUGGAUCGGCAGAGUGGGGCUUCAGGGGCCUGUACCUGGGGGGUGGGAGGUGGGUGGCCCUUGGGUGCUGCAGCAGGUGUGA
This is a messenger RNA of Knipowitschia caucasica, 384 nucleotides long. Lineage: Eukaryota; Metazoa; Chordata; Actinopteri; Gobiiformes; Gobiidae. The record is from the annotation of a GenBank genome assembly.